Molecule: messenger RNA, 1469 nt
Organism: Phasianus colchicus (ring-necked pheasant)
Lineage: Eukaryota; Metazoa; Chordata; Aves; Galliformes; Phasianidae
Gene: SAP30
Product: Sin3A associated protein 30
Biological process (GO): regulation of DNA-templated transcription
Cellular component (GO): histone deacetylase complex
Molecular function (GO): protein binding; transcription coregulator activity
Source: RefSeq, a predicted model, not a curated record
GGGCGGCCCGUAGGGCGCCGCCAGCGCGCCGGUAGCCGCGGGGCUCGGAGCUCGGGCGCCCGUCGCGCUGCGCGUCCCCCCGCGGCGGGCGACUCUCGCGGUCCGGGCUGAGCGCGGCCGGAGAGCUCUCCGGGCCCGAGUGCCCCCGCCAGGGAAAAGCGGUGGCGGCGCUUGCGGGGCUUCCCGCCGGCCCGCCGCGGGGCAUGAACGGCUUCGCUCCCGAAGAGCUGCCCCAGCGCGGGGCCGACCCCGCCGCCGCCGCAGCCGCGGUGAGCGGUGCGGGCUCCGUGGCGGAGGUGCCGGCGGGGCUGGCGCCCCCGGGGCUGGCUGCGGGAGCCGCGGGCUCGGCGGGCGCGGCCGGGGCGGGCGGCCCCGGGGCCGGGCAGCUGUGCUGCCUGCGGGAGGAGGGCGAGCGGUGCGGCCGCGCCGCCGGCAACGCCAGCUUCAGCAAGAGGAUCCAGAAGAGCAUCUCGCAGAAGAAGGUGAAGAUCGAGCUGGACAAGAGCGCGAGACACCUUUAUAUCUGUGACUUCCACAAAAACUUAAUUCAGAGUGUGAGAAAUAGAAGGAAGAGAAAAGGCAGCGAUGACGAUGGUGACUCACCAGUGCAAGACAUCGACACUCCCGAGGUUGAUUUAUAUCAGUUACAAGUGAACACACUUCGAAGGUACAAAAGACACUUCAAGCUACAGACCAGACCGGGACUUAACAAAGCACAGCUUGUUGAAAUAAUUGGCUGCCAUUUUAGGACAAUUCCAGUGAAUGAAAAGGACACCUUAGCGUAUUUCAUCUACUCGGUUAAGAAUGACAAGAACAAACCAGAUCUAAAGAUGGAUAGCAGUGUUCAUUAGGCAGGGAAGAUUGGGACUGAGACUCAGGCCACAAAUCGAAAGACUGAGGGUUUUUGUUGAUAUGCAAAAGCUUUCUUUGUAACUUUUUCUCCCCAGAGAGUUUCUCUGUUUUAUUUUUUCAUAACCUUGAUGAUUUGUUUGAGAACCAUCUCUUAUGAAACAAAUUUCCUCACAAACUAUUUUAAAUAAAUAUUACUGAUAUUGUUGCUCAAGUGGGUGUGUCUAACUUAUUCAGUGUGUUAUUUGUACUUAGUAGUUAAGCUUUGACUACUUAUGUAAUGAUUUAAAAAUAUUUUUCAAUUAAAGUGUACCAAGGAUACAUUUAUGAAUGUACUUCAAGUUCUCAUGAUGCAAUGCUGACUUGAAAACAAACAAACAAACAAAAAAAACCCUGAAUAAUGGUAGAUUUUGCAAUGGGCUCUUUUUCUUGAGGUUAAAAGUUUUAACUGACAGUUGCAGUUAUUAGCUGGGCAGAAAUGACUGAUUUGGUAUAUUAGGCAUGCUAUUUCUUGUUCACUGCAUGUGUUAACUCAGACCUGUUUAAAAACAACACACUAAAAGUAACAUGAGCAAAAUAUUAUUUUAAUUUGAUAUCUUAGUAAAGUCUGUGAUGUUAAA